Molecule: messenger RNA, 1740 nt
Organism: Cyprinodon variegatus (sheepshead minnow)
Lineage: Eukaryota; Metazoa; Chordata; Actinopteri; Cyprinodontiformes; Cyprinodontidae
Gene: golm1
Product: golgi membrane protein 1
Exons: 11
Coding region: 173-1384 (403 amino acids)
Cellular component (GO): Golgi apparatus
Source: RefSeq, a predicted model, not a curated record
GGCCAGGCUGUUAGUAUGACAGUAAUGGAUACGAGCUUCUGAGGGCUGCAGCUUUGAAGGGUUUCUGAAGACGUGACUUCCCUUUUUAAAAAGAUUACCAUUGAUAAAUUCAUAAACUUUACAAUUUGAAAUCUAUUUUUGUUUUUCGUUCAUAUUUGGUUUGUAGAAUACCAUGGGAGGACUGGGGAACGGUCGGCGAGGAGGAAGAGCCCCCUCUCUGAUGGUUGCUGCCCUUAUUGCCUGUGUCUUGGUUUUGGGCUUUAACUACUGGGUGUCCAGUUCUCACACCCUGGAGCUCCAGACGAGGCUGAAUGAGCUGGAAGGCCAGUUGCGGCGUGGAGAGGCUGAGCGAGGAGUAGCGGAUAUGAAGAAGAAGAAGGAGUUUGAGGACCAGAUCCAGAAGCAGAUGCAGCAUAUUAAUCACAUUGAAAGCAUUCAUAAGAAAGAACUAGAUGAUGUCCAUAACACCUAUACCCAAGAGAAGGUUAAACUACAGGACAGUAUUUCCUCCAGUGCCAGAACCAUAGAGGAACUUAAAGGUCAGCUGAAUCGGCUGAACGACGACCUGGGGAAGCUUCAGAAAGAGCUGCAGAGUUGCCAAACCAACACAGCCAACCUCAGCAAUAAAUUCACUGCUGACAUGGCACACUGUCAGUCCCAGGUCCUUUCCCAAAAGAAGCUGUGUGACGAGAAAUUAGUUGCAGUUAAACUAGAAGUUCAGAAGAAUAUGCAGAAAGCUUUUCUUCCUCCAGGUGAUCCAGUACAGGAAACCACAGAGAAUGGAGCAGUGAAAGAAGAGCCAACAGUGAAGGCUGUUCCCAGUGAGGCUGGAACAGCAGCUGUUGUGAGCAAUGAUACAAGCAUCCCUCAGGACAAACGAGAUAAAGCUCCUGAGUUGCUUAGCAACGAAAUCAACGUUGAUAAAGUCUCCUCAGAGCAGCCUCCAACUGAUGACCUUCCUAAGGUCGAGUCCCAGACUGUUUUAUCCACCGAUUCAAAGACUCAGACCAAGCAGCAGAAAAAAGAGGCCAAAACGGAAGAAACUGAAGCUACAACUGGUAAAAGGUUGACAGACAAUCUUGCAGCUGAUAAAGACAUGGAGGUGAUGGACGCUCACGAGGAAGGUGCCAAGGCUAAUGAAGCAGAUCCUGGAAUGGAGGAUAUGCUGAUUGGUCAAGGGAAAGCAGAUGAGGCAGCUAUUGGUGAGAACCAGGAGGAACAGGAUGAGUAUGACGACGAUGACGAGCAAGUAGUUGGUGGGGCUGAUCUGGAGAAAGAACGGAGAAAUAGAAACAUGGAGGAUGAAAUGGCGGACUACAAUGGAGACGAUGACAACGAAGGGGAGUUUGAAGCCGACAAACAAGCUGCACUUGCUCAGUUUUAAGACAAAUAUCUCCCGUACAGUGAACAGAAGGUGUCCACCACAGCCCAACACCUUCACAGAGCAAUGAAACAAACUCAGCGAAAACCAAACCAAGCUGCAGAGUUUUUAUGGUUUUCUUAAAGCCGACCAGUUUACCUUUUGUUUUCUCCUUUUGACCAAUUGUCAUGUGUCUUCUUCUUCUUUUUUCUUUUUAAAACAUCUCGUCAGUCGUCCUAGCGGAUGUUAAACAUGACUGAAGUCGUCUCAAGACUUGACGCCAUUUGAGCCACAUUGAGGUGAACUAAAAUUAGAAGAUUUUGCUUACAUGCUUAAAUAUAUUAUGGUCACUGGAUAGUAGGUGUUAAUUAUUAAAAGAU